UCUCUCUGUCUCUCUCUCUCAAACACACACACACACACGCGCGCGCUAACUUACUCGCUCACUUCUUUACUCACACAUAGCCUACUCUCGAUUUUGCACGCGGGAAGGUGAAGAGCAGCGGUCAGUGCUUUAGUGGAUAUGGAGUGUGCGAGGCCCGUUUAACGGAGUGACCAUCUCACAGAGAGGCUUGACAAUCUCAGGUCUUUUUCCGCUUGAUGGAUUUUACAGCUUCAUUCAUUACUUCAGACCAGCCUUUUAUUGUGGAUCCAGAACAUCAUUCUGACACCUGAGUGCACCUCAGCACUUCGCUCCACAGUCGCAGUGUAAGGAGCCCCAGCAGCCCGCUGAGGCUGUGUGUGUAUGGAUGGGAAUGGGAGCACGGGAUGGCUGCAUUAACUGCACACAGGCCACAUGGAAAAGUAAUAGCUUCACUGGACUGCUCCUUGUUCUCCUUUUAGCUCCGCAAGCAUGGGCCCAGUGUCAGAUCCUGAGAUGUAACUCUGAGUUUGUGGCCGCUACCUUGGAGGUGGGUGGUGGGAAAGAGGCAGGUAAUGCCGGUUACUGCAGCGCCCUGCGCUCCUACGCCCUCUGCACCCGACGCACUGCCCGCGCCUGUCGAGGCGACCUGGCCUACCACUCCGCUGUACAGGGAAUAGAAGACCUGCUGAUACAGCAUCGCUGCCCCAGGACGGGCCCAACAGCUCAGCCCAGGCCACUGCCCCAGGCACCGCUUUCUGGGGACGCCUGCUUCUAUGAGAGGGGUUAUGUGCAGCGUGAGGGCCGUGCCCCUGAGUACCUGCACUGUGGUGUGUUUGGUGACCCCCAUGUCCGCACUUUCAGUGAUGAGUUCCAGACGUGUGCUGUGCCUGGAGCCUGGCCACUCGUCGACAACCAGUACCUCUACAUACAGGCCACCAGCUCACCCACCAGAGGAGGCUCUUAUGCCACUGCACUCACCAAGAUCACCAUUAUCUUCAAGAACUGGCGGGAGUGCGCGGAGCAGCAGGUCUACCAGGCGGAGCUGGAUAACGUACCCCCGGCCUUCGCGGACGGUUCCACGAGCAGCGGGGAGCGGCGGGGUCAGCACAGCCUGCGCGUGCGCUCCCAGGCGCCAGGACGCCACGCUGAGAUCUGGGCGGCGCACAUCGGCACCACGCUGGUGGUGCGCCAGAGCGGGCGCGCGCUGGGCCUGGCCGUGCGCUCGCCGCGCGCCAUCGUUGAGUCGUACACGCCGGAGCAGGACGUGCAGCUGUGCGUGUGGGGCUGCCCGAGCUCCCAGCGCUUAGACACGCCGCACGCGCUGCCCACUGCGGCUGCGCACGCACACUGCUCCGCGUUGCUGCCUUCGCGCGACAUUUACUUCCAGGCUUGCCUCUUCGACCUGCUGGUCACCGGGGACAUGAACUCCAGCUCCUCCGCCCUCGACGCCCUGGAGGACGCACGUGGUAUGAUCACUGACCCUAUGAAGGUGCAUCUGCGGGCAGCUGCAGGGGUCAGGGUCGCGCCGCGACUGCCCGCGCUGCUGGCCGCCACUUUAAUCACACUGAGACUCGCACUGUGAAUUGACCCGUCCAUGCUCCGCCCACAAAUGUGGCCCUUUUUCUUUUCUUUUUUUUUUUAGAAAUGUUGAAAGGAAAAUUGACAAAACCCCCAUUCAGACACACACACACCCAUCUUUAACCAGCAACACGGUCCCACACACAUGAACACUCAUACACACCACAGCUGCGUUCCAAAAGCUAGGCUGUGUUUCAAAUGUCUUCCUACAUAGGUCAUGAAACAAUGGCUUCUUCUCCUAAGCAGUGCCUUACAUGUCUGACAGAAAGCCAUUCAUAUUCAACUAAAACUGCACAACUCCCCAUCUAACAUUUAGUGCACUAUUUGGGUGUAGAAGGCAUAGUUUCAUGACCUAAUGACUAUAGGCUAUAGAGAGUAGGGAGCCAUUUGAGAUUCAGGCCUAGGCUGCUGUCCAGGUGGGCAGUGUUUCUAGACUGCUACUUUAUUGAAGGCAGUUCCAAACAGAAGGUUCUUCUAAAUAGAGUCAGGAAAUGCAGCCUACAUCCAGACAGCUAUCAAGGAUGCUACAGGAAUAUCCAGGGAUGUGGGAAGGGGUGUUUUAAGUUGGAGUGUGGAAAUUUUAAGGUCAUGGGAUGAGAGAUUAUACUGAUGCACAUUCUCUCUCUCAGUGUUUGAAAUACUCCCUGGUAUUUUGGGGAUCCCAUGCUGGCUGGCUACUCUAGCACUGGUUGGCUGCUAAUGCACUCUUCGUAGCGAUGCUAGCUUCAAUAGCAACAGAAUAUUUGGUCUAACAAUUCUUCUUUUUUUUCUUUUUUUUUUUGGUAAUGCACUCUUACACACAUUAAGUGAGAUCUUACACAUCUCUUCAGUUCAACUUGUGAUAAUUCACUAUUGCCAUGAAUCUCUUGGGAAAUGGGGCGAGUUUUCAGAUUUACAAAUAUGCUAUGGCAUAUUGUAAAGUUUUAUAGAGAAAUCCUGUGCAUAGGCUAUGCUUGCCUAUGAAUGACCAACUGGGUGAACAAAUAUGCUGCAGUGCCACUCUGAGACAGACCAGCGCUGCAUCAGUAGUUAGAUUAAAAACACCAAAGAUAGAAGGCAGCAUGUCAUACAUUUAUUUUCAGGAACAGAUUUUUGAUUUUGAGACAUUCGGGGGAUCAAGAGCCUAAUUAGCAGGCCCUGAACCCCCCUGGUCCCCCUGUAUUUUGCACCUUAUGCUCUCUGAUCUCUGGAUGACCUUUAGGCAAAUUAACUGAGCGACGACCAAUCAGAUUGUUGACGUGUUGCGGUAACUGAUUGGGUCUAACCCAUAAUUUAACGUUGGAAUGCACACAGAGCAGGAUGUAUAUUUAUAAAAAAUUAUUAUUUUAAACUAGACUAGAAUGAUUUUUUAAAGUUUAAUAAUAAUAUUAGACUGCUUUGGGGCUCAGAACUGGCUUAUAACUCUAUAUACGCUUUCUCUCUUUGCAUUUCAACCUGCUUGUGUUAACAGUUGUUGAAGGACGUGAUUCGGCUCACUGUAAUGAAAAUACAACUUUCACUUAACAGGGAACAGCUAUUGAAGAUAUUGAUAUUAUAUACAUAAAUUGUACAAAUACACACUUUAAAUGUUUUCACUUAUGCCAAAAUUAUUGUAAGUUCAGAGCUUUGUAUUUUUUUUAGCAGUUGCAAUCCUGAAAUCACUUCCCAUGUCCCUGAAGGUAUCCUUCAUGGUCUUCUAUUGCCCAGAAUCCUUUGCACACGCAUCAGACCCGGAGAAAUUUCAAGAGAAACGUAAACAGAUAAAGCUAACUACUACUUAUUGAUCAAAAGACCAAGGGAAUGUACAGUAAAACAUACAAUGUGCUACUUCUUUAGUUUUAUAUCUGUUUAAGAGUGUGUAAACUGAAUGCACGGUGUGAAAUGCACCUGUUUUCAAUUUUUAGUUGCAGGAUGGCAUUUAAUAAACAUGUACUGACAUGUAAAAAACAGCUAAGGAAAACACA
Messenger RNA from Pygocentrus nattereri (red-bellied piranha), 3500 nucleotides. RefSeq names its product hemojuvelin BMP co-receptor (gene hjv). Gene Ontology annotation, molecular function: coreceptor activity. Lineage: Eukaryota; Metazoa; Chordata; Actinopteri; Characiformes; Serrasalmidae. The coding region runs from base 365 to 1561 and encodes 398 amino acids. Gene Ontology annotation, biological process: BMP signaling pathway. Gene Ontology annotation, cellular component: plasma membrane. The record is from RefSeq and is a predicted model, not a curated record. The transcript is spliced from 5 exons.